This is a messenger RNA of Protomyces lactucae-debilis, 793 nucleotides long. RefSeq lists its product as uncharacterized. Lineage: Eukaryota; Fungi; Ascomycota; Taphrinomycetes; Taphrinales; Protomycetaceae. The transcript has a single exon. Bases 274 to 729 code for a protein of 151 amino acids. The record is from RefSeq and is a predicted model, not a curated record.
UCAAUCUUGUUUGGAAGCUUUCUGUACUUCAAAUGUCGCCUCAGGCUACAAGCUCAUCGGGAUAUGUAUCUUCCUGGGACAAUUUGCUCAGGAUGAUCUUGCAAUAACAAUCGUCCGGCUUAUCUUCCGGCUUUUUUGCAUAGCACUUCGACCAAGUAUGCAACCUCUAUGUCACCUUCUAUUCAUUCAAGCAAUGCCUGAGCGUAAUAAUUCGUUGAUCUCUUAUGAACAAAUUGCAACAGUAUUCAACCGAAAUUGAUAGGUCUUAUCGCCAUGCGAAGUUUUCUCGUAGAUCAAUCCCCUCCAACUUUUUGUCAACAACAUCCUCGCCCGCCUGGCAGCUCUACUUCGGUCAUCUUUCCUUUUCGCCUGUCAAGCGUAUCUGCAAUAAUGUUCGUGAGGGAGUUUCAAGCUGCAAAUCGGCGUAUGCAAGUCCAAGGGGUGUCCUGGACCUCAUUGCUCGGCGUUCUCAGCGCAAUAUGCUCGACUCUCGCGGCUGUAUUUUAUAUGCAUAUGCAUACAGUUGAUGCAGUACCGGGGAGAACAGCUGCUGACGACGGUCAAAAACCGCCAAUGCAUCGUGAUGGCAAGCCUCCCCUGUGGGAUGAUCGUCCUGAGACUGGUGGAAACGGCCUGACCAGAUAUCCAGCUACGGCGCAAAGACGCAGCCCACUACAGAGGCGGACAUUUGCUUUCCCAACGAAGCACUUCAGCUGGCGGCCAAAUUGAAUUACUGGCCAGCUUGGCCUCAUUGUGACUUACCCUAAAGUGAAGACUCAAAAACCACUCCAGC